ACGAAGGGCGAUCAGGGCUUCAUUCAUUCAAUCCAAUAACUGAUCCAUACCCGAGCUGACCUAAUUCAUCGCAACUCUCGCCGCAACUAUCCCCCAUCUACAGACAGACACGAUACAUCAUGGCCCGCACACCUCGUCCCCUCACACCAGGGAUCUACGUCCCGACCGUGGCCUUCUUCAGCCCCAACGAAGACCUAGAUAUCCCCACCGUCGAGCAGCACGCCGCCUACCUGGCGCAGUCCGGCGUCACCGGCCUCGUCGUGCAAGGCAGCAACGGCGAAGCCGUCCACCUCUCGCGAGAGGAACGCAACGAGAUCACCGCCGCCACCCGACGGGCCCUGGAUGCCCACGGUGCCGCCUCCAAGCCCCUGAUCGUCGGCACGGGCGCCGCCUCGACCCGGGAGACCAUCCAACUGUGCCAGGACGCCGCCGCAGCGGGGGGCGACUACGUGCUGGUCCUGCCCCCGUCGUACUACAAGUCGCUCCUCACGACCCAGACCAUCCGCGAGCACUUCAAGCUGGUAGCCGCAGCCUCGCCGGUGCCCGUGCUCAUCUACAACUUCCCGGGGGCCUCGUCGGGGCUUGACCUGUCGUCGGACGACAUCCUCGCCCUGGCCGCCCACCCCAACAUUGUGGGCGUGAAGCUCACCUGUGGUAACACGGGCAAGCUGGCCCGCGUCGCCGCGCAGGCCAAGCCGGGCUUCCUGACCUUCGGCGGCUCCGCCGACUUCACCCUUCAGACCCUCGUCGCCGGCGGCGCCGGCGUCAUCGGCGGCGUCGCCAACCUGAUCCCCCGCGCCUGCGUCCGCGUCUUCGACCUGUACCGCGCCGGCCAGGUCGAGGAUGCCCAGCGCCUCCAGGCCGUCGUCGCCCGCGCCGACUGGCACGCGAUCCAGGGCGGCUUCGUCGCCGUCAAGAGCGCCCUCCAGUCCUACCGCGGCUACGGCGCCCUCCCCCGCCGGCCGUGUGUCGUGCCGGCCGCAGAGCAGGUGGCGGCACUCAAGGAAUCCUUUGCCGAGAGUAUGGAGCUGGAGCGCCAGCUGGAGAAGCAGCAAGCUUAGGGAUUAUUUGUUCGUCCAACCAAGGACUUCCUCCCCCCGUCCUACACAAUACACCUAAUUUCCACACAAGCAAGCAAGCAAGCAAGCAUAAGCCUCCAAUCCCAUUUCAUCCCCA
Messenger RNA from Aspergillus aculeatinus CBS 121060, 1176 nucleotides. Its product is annotated as dihydrodipicolinate synthase family protein. The record is from RefSeq and is a predicted model, not a curated record. Lineage: Eukaryota; Fungi; Ascomycota; Eurotiomycetes; Eurotiales; Aspergillaceae. Gene Ontology annotation, molecular function: 4-hydroxy-tetrahydrodipicolinate synthase activity. The transcript has 2 exons. The coding region runs from base 120 to 1061 and encodes 313 amino acids.